AUGGUCAGGUCUUUUGAGGAUGACAUUCGAGAGCUGGAAGCCACCCCAGUCACUAAAUCUCCCUCUAAAUCCAGAAAAAGGAAGAAAAGGGACUUUGCUUCCUCUGAUGUCGAGCAACUAGAUGACAAUACCAAAUCCCGUAAUUCCUUUGUGAUGAAGCUAUUCGAUCGUAGUGUGGAUCUGGCUAGUUUUCGUCCUAACGCACCUCUCUACCCUGUAUGCCGUGCUUGGAUGUCCAACUCCCCUACUGCAAAGAUGCCCAGGAGAGACUUGUCACCAUCCCCAGAACCUUUACCAGAUUCAGACGUGUCUGAGAAUGGACUCAUCUACAGAUUGCCCUCUCCCGGUAAGACUUGCAGUGAGAUGACAGAGGAGCUUUCCAGAGACCCAAGAAUUCCAUCCCCCGUACCACAGCCUGAAGAAACCUUAGACAUACAUGCGGAUUCAUCUCAAGCACCCUCCAAAGAAACGCUUCUCAAUGGUCACUUACAGAGAUGGAGAGUAAUCAGAAAUAAGUAA
Molecule: messenger RNA, 519 nt
Organism: Strongylocentrotus purpuratus (purple sea urchin)
Lineage: Eukaryota; Metazoa; Echinodermata; Echinoidea; Camarodonta; Strongylocentrotidae
Product: protein lin-37 homolog
Exons: 5
Coding region: 1-519 (172 amino acids)
Biological process (GO): negative regulation of transcription by RNA polymerase II
Cellular component (GO): Myb complex; transcription repressor complex
Source: RefSeq, a predicted model, not a curated record